This is a messenger RNA of Aspergillus welwitschiae, 329 nucleotides long. RefSeq lists its product as uncharacterized. The record is from RefSeq and is a predicted model, not a curated record. NCBI's taxonomy places the organism in Eukaryota, Fungi, Ascomycota, Eurotiomycetes, Eurotiales, Aspergillaceae. Bases 55 to 240 code for a protein of 61 amino acids. The transcript has a single exon.
GUAGUUUUCCCUUGCGAUCAGUAGGUGAGGUUGCAAGCGUCAUCAGGCAAGGUCAUGAUGAUAGAUGACUCAGCAUCCAUGCCAUUCGUCUUGGUUGGUUUAACUUGCUUGGACUGCAGAAUGCGCCCAGUACGAAUGUUCUCGGUGUGCGGAGCAGGAAACUGGAGUACUUCAGACCAUGCCCCAAAAACAAGGGGUUGGGUUGGAAUCUUCCUUGCAGUCAAUAUAUGUGUGGCUUGACCAUACAAGUCGGUAGCUUAGAUAGAUAACUAGUAAUAGUACUUUGGAGAACUAGAUAGCACUAAAGUAUGGUAGCUACUUAACCAGUG